UUGGUAAGGUAGCCACAGAACUGAAGACUUAGAAGUGGGAGUCCAAAAGCUUGGAACAAGAUUUUGUUCAUUCAUUCCUACAGCCGUUCAACUAGCAUAUUCUGGCCACUUCUCAUGCACACUGGUCAUCCACCAGGGAGAUUGGCCAUGCUUAGGCACAGGCUUAAUGUAAAUCAUGUUUAAUCCUUCCCUGGACAAGUUCUGCCUUUCAGCUUCACCUUCCUCAUCUAUAAAAUAAGAAUAACCUUGAAUGCGGCACUGAUAGAAUUAAAAGUGAGAUAAUUGGUCGGGUGUGGUGGUACAUGUCUGUAAUCCUAGCACUUUGGGAGGCCACGGUAGGAGGAUCACUUGAGUCUAGGAGUUUGAGACCAGCCUGGGCAACAAAAUGAUAAAUUAUCAAGGAACAAUAAAAUGAUCUUGUUACAAAGAAAACCAAAUUCUCAAACAUGCAUGAAAUAUGAAGAAAAUAAACUCCCAUGACACAUCAUUUGGCUUCAAAAAUUAUCAAUAUUUGAACUUAGAGCCUUUGAUUUUGAUUUUUGCAUCUCUACAAAAAUUACAAAAUAUUAGCUAGGCGUGGUGGCGGGUGCCUGUAGUCCUAGCUACUUAGGCUGAGUUGGGAGGAUUGUUUGAGCCCUGGGAGGUCCAGGGUGCAAUGAGCCAUAAUCGAGUCACUGUGUGUGAGACUGCCACACACACACACACACACACACGUGAGACUACGCACUCAGAAAUGCACAUAAACAUAAUUGGUCUUCUGGAACACAUGUGUCGUUUGCCACUGUUAUCUGUUAGGCUUUAGGGCUUGAUGACAGAAAUCAGAAGGCAGUCUCUCCUUCCUCUUACAUUCCUUUCCCAAUCUAAGAGGGCAGCAAAAAGCUCAGAGGUCCACCGUACACGCAGCGUGUGAGAUGCCGAAAGCCCGCCCCAUCUAUGACAGCAUUCAUCCAUCUCCCAAAUUCAUCUGGGUCCUACUCUCGAGUUACCCGGCUUCUUGAGGUCUUGCAGCUCUACAAGGAUAAUCUGUGCUAAACUUUGCUGUCGUCCGAGGUCAAAUGUUUGGCUCACAGGUUGGAGAGCCUCCCAUGGCACCCGCCUUUGGUCCUGAGAAGGGCAAGGCGCCCAGGGGGCGGUCUGGUGGAGCACGAGACAGCUGUCUCCCAGUCUCCCCAAAUCCGUGCCCGAGGGGGCGUUUCUGCGUCGCAGGGGCGGGCACAGCCGACGCCUCCCUGCUCCACCUUCUGUGUCGGCGCCAAGACUCGGAUAGUGAAUUUCGGGAAGUUUCACUCGGGUGCGAGCACGUGGGCACCUCAGGACCCGGGCUCCGCGCCGCGCGCUCGGCUACCCUCUCCAUCCAGCCGCGCGGGCGGCCCUCGCCUCACCCCUGGGCGUGGCUCUGGGCUCCCUUUGGCGUCGCCAGCUUCGCCUCCUCUCGCCGCGUCUCCUCCCGCCGCGUCACCCGUCGGUCCCGGCCGAGCUCGCACGCGGUGCGCGGCUCCCGGGCUCCAGGCGGCUGCGCGUAACGGGCGCCCCCGAGGCGGCCCUGGUAGCGGCGGGCCUGAGAGGCGGGGACUGGGCGUGCCGCCGGCGCCCGGCUCCCGGAAACGGCUGCUUCACAGGCUCCUGCCGAGCGGACCGGCGAGGCGGCGGGAGCUCCAGCAUCUCUGCUCACGGUCCAGGAGGGGAGCCCGCGGCCACCGCCGCCUGAUCAGCGCGACCCCGGCCCGCGCCCCCCACGCCCGGCAAGAUGCUGCCAGUGUACCAGGAGGUGAAGCCCAACCCGCUGCAGGGCGCGAACCUCUGCUCGCGUGUGUUCUUCUGGUGGCUCAAUCCCUUGUUUAAGAUUGGCCAUAAACGGAGAUUAGAGGAAGAUGAUAUGUAUUCAGUGCUGCCAGAAGACCGCUCACAGCACCUUGGAGAGGAGUUGCAAGGGUUCUGGGAUAAAGAAGUUUUAAGAGCUGAGAAUGACGCACAGAAGCCUUCUUUAACAAGAGCAAUCAUAAAGUGUUACUGGAAAUCUUAUUUAGUUUUGGGAAUUUUUACAUUAAUUGAGGAAAGUGCCAAAGUAAUCCAGCCCAUAUUUUUGGGAAAAAUUAUUAAUUAUUUUGAAAAUUACGAUCCCAUGGAUUCCGUGGCUUUGAACACAGCGUACGCCUAUGCCACGGUGCUGACUGUUUGCACGCUCAUUUUGGCCAUACUGCAUCACUUAUAUUUUUAUCACGUUCAGUGUGCUGGGAUGAGGUUACGAAUAGCCAUGUGCCAUAUGAUUUAUCGGAAGGCACUUCGUCUUAGUAACAUGGCCAUGGGGAAGACAACCACAGGCCAGAUAGUCAAUCUGCUGUCCAAUGAUGUCAACAAGUUUGACCAGGUGACAGUGUUCUUACACUUCCUGUGGGCAGGGCCACUGCAGGCGAUCGCAGUGACUGCCCUACUCUGGAUGGAGAUAGGAAUAUCGUGCCUUGCUGGGAUGGCAGUUCUAAUUAUUCUCCUGCCCUUCCAAAGCUGUUUCGGGAAGUUGUUCUCAUCACUGAGGAGUAAAACUGCAACUUUCACGGAUGCCAGGAUCAGGACCAUGAAUGAAGUUAUAACUGGCAUAAGGAUAAUAAAAAUGUACGCCUGGGAAAAGUCAUUUGCAGAUCUUGUUACCAAUUUGAGAAAGAAGGAGAUUUCCAAGAUUCUGAGAAGUUCCUACCUCAGAGGGAUGAAUUUGGCCUCGUUUUUCAGUGCAAGCAAAAUCAUCGUGUUUGUGACCUUCACCACCUACGUGCUCCUCGGCAACGUAAUCACAGCCAGCCGCGUGUUCGUGGCCGUGACACUGUACGGGGCUGUGCGGCUGACGGUCACCCUCUUCUUCCCCGCAGCCAUUGAGAAGGUGUCAGAGGCAAUCAUCAGCAUCCGAAGAAUCCAGAACUUUUUGCUACUUGAUGAGAUAUCACAGCGUAACCGUCAGCCGCCGUCAGAUGGUAAAAAGAUGGUGCAUGUGCAGGACUUUACUGCUUUUUGGGAUAAGGCAUCAGAGACCCCAACUCUACAAGGCCUUUCCUUUACUGUCAGACCUGGUGAAUUGUUAGCUGUGGUCGGCCCCGUGGGAGCAGGGAAGUCAUCACUGUUAAGUGCUGUGCUCGGGGAAUUGGCCCCCAGUCACGGGCUGGUCAGCGUGCAUGGAAGAAUUGCUUAUGUGUCUCAGCAGCCCUGGGUGUUCUCGGGAACUGUGAGGAGUAAUAUUUUAUUUGGGAAGAAAUAUGAAAAGGAACGAUAUGAAAAAGUCAUAAAGGCUUGUGCUCUGAAAAAGGAUUUACAGCUGUUGGAGGAUGGUGAUCUGACUGUGAUAGGAGAUCGGGGAACCACACUGAGUGGAGGGCAGAAAGCGCGGGUAAACCUUGCAAGAGCAGUGUAUCAAGAUGCUGACAUCUAUCUCCUGGACGAUCCUCUCAGUGCAGUAGAUGCAGAAGUUAGCAGGCACUUGUUCGAACUGUGUAUUUGUCAAACUUUGCAUGAGAAGAUCACAAUUUUAGUGACUCAUCAGUUGCAGUACCUCAAAGCUGCAAGUCAGAUUCUGAUAUUGAAAGAUGGUAAAAUGGUGCAGAAGGGGACUUACACUGAGUUCCUAAAAUCUGGUAUAGAUUUUGGUUCCCUUUUGAAGAAGGACAACGAGGAAAGCGAACAACUUCCAGUUCCAGGAACUCCCACGCUGAGGAAUCGCACCUUCUCAGAGUCUUCCGUUUGGUCUCAGCAAUCUUCUAGACCCUCCUUGAAAGAUGGUGCUGUGGAGACCCAAGAUACGGAGAAUGUCCCAGUUACACUCUCAGAUGAGAACCGUUCUGAAGGAAAAGUUGGUUUUCAGGCCUACAAGAAUUACUUCAGAGCUGGUGCUCACUGGAUUGUCAUCAUUUUCCUUAUUCUCCUAAACACUGCAGCUCAGGUUGCCUAUGUUCUUCAAGAUUGGUGGCUUUCGUACUGGGCAAACCAACAAAGUACGCUAAAUGUCACUGUAAAUGGAGGAGGAAAUGUAACCAAGAAGCUAGAUCUUAACUGGUACUUAGGAAUUUAUUCAGGUUUAACUGUAGCUACCGUUCUUUUUGGCAUAGCAAGAUCUCUAUUGGUAUUCUACGUCCUUGUUAAUUCUUCACAAACUUUGCACAACAAAAUGUUUGAGUCAAUUCUGAAAGCUCCAGUAUUAUUCUUUGAUAGAAAUCCAAUAGGAAGAAUUUUAAAUCGUUUCUCCAAAGACAUUGGACACUUGGAUGAUUUACUGCCACUGACGGUUUUAGAUUUCAUCCAGACAUUGCUACAAGUGGUUGGUGUGGUCUCUGUGGCUGUGGCUGUGAUUCCUUGGAUCGCAAUACCCUUGGUUCCCCUUGGAAUCGUUUUCAUUUUUCUUCGGCGAUAUUUUUUGGAAACAUCAAGAGAUGUGAAGCGCCUGGAAUCUACAACUCGGAGCCCGGUGUUUUCCCACUUAUCAUCUUCUCUCCAGGGCCUCUGGACCAUCCGGGCAUACAAAGCCGAAGAGAGGUGUCAGGAACUGUUUGAUGCACACCAGGAUUUACAUUCAGAGGCUUGGUUCUUGUUUUUGACUACAUCCCGCUGGUUCGCCGUCCGUCUGGAUGCCAUCUGUGCCAUGUUUGUCAUCGUCGUUGCCUUUGGGUCCCUGAUUCUGGCAAAAACUCUGGAUGCCGGGCAGGUGGGCUUGGCGCUGUCCUACGCCCUCACACUCAUGGGGAUGUUUCAGUGGUGUGUUCGACAGAGUGCCGAAGUUGAGAAUAUGAUGAUCUCAGUAGAAAGAGUGAUUGAAUACACAGACCUUGAAAAAGAAGCACCUUGGGAAUAUCAGAAACGGCCACCACCGACCUGGCCCCAUGAAGGAGUGAUCAUCUUUGACAAUGUGAACUUCAUGUACAGUCUAGAUGGGCCUCUGGUACUGAAGCAUCUGACAGCACUCAUUAAAUCACGAGAAAAGGUUGGCAUUGUGGGAAGAACUGGAGCUGGAAAAAGUUCCCUCAUCUCAGCCCUUUUCAGACUGUCAGAACCCGAAGGUAAAAUUUGGAUUGAUAAGAUCUUGACAACUGAAAUUGGACUUCACGAUUUAAGGAAGAAAAUGUCAAUCAUACCUCAGGAACCUGUUUUGUUCACUGGAACAAUGAGGAAAAACCUGGAUCCCUUCAAUGAGCACACGGAUGAGGAACUGUGGAAUGCCUUACAAGAGGUACAACUUAAAGAAACCAUUGAAGAUCUUCCUGGUAAAAUGGAUACUGAAUUAGCAGAAUCAGGAUCCAAUUUUAGUGUCGGACAAAGACAACUGGUAUGCCUUGCCAGGGCAAUUCUCAGGAAAAAUCAGAUAUUGAUUAUUGAUGAAGCAACGGCAAAUGUGGAUCCAAGAACUGAUGAGUUAAUACAAAAGAAAAUCCGGGAGAAAUUUGCCCACUGCACCGUGCUAACCAUUGCACACAGAUUGAACACCAUUAUUGACAGCGACAGAAUAAUGGUUUUAGAUUCAGGAAGACUGAAAGAAUAUGAUGAGCCAUAUGUUUUGCUACAAAAUAAAGAGAGCCUAUUUUACAAGAUGGUGCAACAACUGGGCAAGGCAGAAGCCGCGGCCCUCACUGAAACAGCAAAACAGGUAUACUUCAAAAGAAAUUAUCCACAUAUCGGUCACACUGACCAUGUGGUUACAAACACUUCCAAUGGACAGCCCUCGACCUUAACUAUUUUCGAGACAGCACUGUGAAUCCAACCAAGACGUCAAGUCUGUUCCGAAGGUGUUUUCUGCUAGUUUUUGGACUAUGUAAACCACAUUGUAAUUUUUUUACUUUGGCAACAAAUAUUUAUACAUACAAGAUGCCGGUUCAUUUGAAUAUUUCUCCCAACUUAUCCAGUGAUCUCCAGCUCUAACAAAAUGGUUUAUUUUUAUUUAAAUGUCAAUAGUUGUUUUUUAAAAUCCAAAUCAGAGAUGCAGGCCACCAGUUAAAUGCUGUCUAUCAGGUUUUGUGCCUUAAGAAACUACAGAGUCAAAGCUCAUUUUUAAAGGAGUAGGACAAAGUUGUCACAGGUUUUUGUUGUUGUUGUUUUUACUGCCCCAAAAUUACAUGUUAAUUUCCAUUUAUAUCAGGGAUUCUAUUUACUUGAAGACUGUGAAGUUGCCAUUUUGUCUCAUUGUUUUCUUUGACAUAACUAGGAUCCAUUAUUUUCUCUGAAGGCUUCUUGUUAGAAAAUAGUACAGUUAAAACCAAUAGGAACAACAAAAAGAAAAAGUUUGCGACAUAGUAGUAGGGAGUAUGUAACCCUUACUCUCCACCAAAAAAAAAAAAAAAGGGAUAUUUGUUUAAAGGAUAGAAGGACAAUAUUUUAUCAUAUGUUCUAAAAGAGAAGGAAGAGAAAAUAUUACUGUCUCAAAAUGGAGGCCCUUAAAGGUGCUUUGAUACUGAAGGACACAAAUGUGACCGUCCAUCCUCCUUUAGAGUUGCAUGACUUGGACAUGGUAACUGUUGCAGUUUUAGACUCAGCAUCGUGACACUUCCCAAGAAGGCCAAACCUCUAACCGACAUUCCUGAAAUACGUGGCAUCAUUCUUUUUUGGAUUUCUCAUUUAUGGAAGGCUAACCCUCUGUUGACUGUAAGCCUUUUGGUUUAGGCUUUAUUGAAAUCCUUUCUAAAUUGCAUGAAUAGGCUCUGCUAACCUGAUGAGACAAACUGAAAGUUGUUGCAAGCAUUGACUAUAAUUAUGCAGUAUGUUCUCAGGAUGCAUCCAGGGGUUCAUUUUCAUGAGCCUGUCCAGGUUAGUUUACUUCUGACCACUAAUAGCAUUGUCAUUUGGGCUUUCUGUUGAAUGAAUCAACAAACCACAAUACUUCCUGGGACCUGUUGUACUUUAUUUGAACUGUGGGUCUUUGAUUUUUCUUGAUGGUGGUGGCUGCAACAUGUUGAGUUCAGUUUACUAAAGGUUUUACUAUUAUGGUUUGAAGUGGAGUCUCAUGACCUCUCAGAAUAAGGUAUCACUUCCCUGAAAUUGCAUUUAUGUAUAUAGACAUGCACACGUGUGCAUUUGUUUGUAUACAUAUAUGUGUCCUUCAUAUAGCAAGUUUUUUGACACAUCAGCAGAGAGCAACAGAUGUUUUAUUGAGUGAAGCCUUAAAAAGCACACACACAGCUAACUACCAAAAUACAUUGACUGUAGUAGCUGUUCAACUCCUAGUACUUAGAAAUAAAUGUAUGGUUAAUGUUCAGUCCAAUAAACCACACACAGUAAACGUUUACUAAUAGUCAUGGCUCGUAUUUUAGGUGACUGAAAUUACAACGGUGAUCAUAAUGAGGUUUGUUAAAACGUUAGCUAUAUUCAGAAUGUCUAUAUGUUUAUUUGGACUUUUGAGGUUAAAGACAGUCAUAUAAACAUCCUGUUUCUGUUUUAAUGUUGUCAUAGAAUUUUUUAAUGAAACUAAAUUCAGUUGAAAUAAAUGAUAGUUUUCAUCUCCA
Chlorocebus sabaeus (green monkey) is the source of this 7466-nucleotide messenger RNA. RefSeq names its product ATP binding cassette subfamily C member 4 (PEL blood group) (gene ABCC4). Lineage: Eukaryota; Metazoa; Chordata; Mammalia; Primates; Cercopithecidae. Gene Ontology annotation, cellular component: plasma membrane. The record is from RefSeq and is a predicted model, not a curated record. Gene Ontology annotation, molecular function: ATP hydrolysis activity; ATP binding; ABC-type transporter activity. Gene Ontology annotation, biological process: transmembrane transport.